AUGCUGACCCUCAAGCCAAGCGUUGCCGUGGAGGCUCAUCUUCCAUCCAUGAGAGACCGCCUGAAUGUCGGACCAAAAUACUCAUACGAUUACAUACUCUUCUACCGUUGGUUGUCGCCAGAUCUCUAUGAGAGGGGUCGUGUCAUGGCGCGUUUAGUCGCCGAGGUGAUUGAGAAGAACAGCCGGCGAAUCUGGCUUGACCAACAUCAAAUGACCAGAACAACAGAGGCUGUUGAGGUCACCAAAAGAAUAUCCAAGACAUUUCAUUCCGUGUCUCAAAUUAUAAUCCUCGCAGCCCCUGGUGACUGGAACCGGUUUACGAAUCCAGAAGAUAUUCACCGAUGGGAGUGGGAAAUGAGCCUCUUGAGCGACAAACAAAUCUGGCUUCUACACUAUGGCCUGCCAGACAACGGCGGGGAGGCAUCCAAGGAGCAGUUGGCAAAAGGCUUAGAAACAUACUGUCCAAGAUUAGCUGAGCUAUUCAUGAGCAGGGACGUACACCUACGAUCGCUGUCGAUGGACAACAUUGAUGUGGUACUCAGAGAAAUUGCCGAGGCGCGGUAA
This is a messenger RNA of Fusarium sp. VM40, 564 nucleotides long. The record is from the annotation of a GenBank genome assembly. NCBI's taxonomy places the organism in Eukaryota, Fungi, Ascomycota, Sordariomycetes, Hypocreales, Nectriaceae.